This is a messenger RNA of Humulus lupulus (European hop), 501 nucleotides long. RefSeq lists its product as uncharacterized. The record is from RefSeq and is a predicted model, not a curated record. Gene Ontology annotation, biological process: DNA integration. Bases 1 to 501 code for a protein of 166 amino acids. Lineage: Eukaryota; Viridiplantae; Streptophyta; Magnoliopsida; Rosales; Cannabaceae. The transcript has a single exon. Gene Ontology annotation, molecular function: nucleic acid binding.
AUGGAAAAGGAUGAGAGCAACUUCGCAAGGAGAUGCAACAAGUGCCAGCGGCAUGCGAACUACCCCAGACUGUCACCUAAUGAGCUGGUGAGCAUGACCAAUCUGUGGCCCUUUGUCGUGUGGGAUAUCGACUUGAUUGGCACGUUACCAACAAGAAGAGGAGGAGUAAAGUAUUUGGUUGUAGGAGUAGAUUACUUUACUAAAUGGGUUGAAGCGGAGCCUCUGGUCAAUAUAACGACUAAGCAAAUCACUGCCUUUGUCAACAAGUUUAUCGUUUAUAGGUAUGGAGAUCCCUACAAGAUAAUCUCCGACAACGGCACCCAGUUUGAAGGAGGGUUGUUCGACGAAUAUUGCAGAGAAAUGGGGAUCAAUAGGAGCUUUUCCGCUGUAGUACGCCCACAAGCCAGUGGACAAGUGGAGGCCAUCAACAAGAUCAUGAAAAAAGAACCUAAAAAAAAAAUUGGAGAAGUUGAACGGAGCCUGGGUCAAAGAAUUUCCUAA